AUGGGGAUCGCUCAUUACGAAGGUGCUCGCCUUCGGCCUCGCACCAACAUUGAAGAUGUCUCUUCAGCUUCCGAAAAUGGAGUCGCAUCGUCUUCCUCGAUCUUUCGCCGACUCGUCACCCGGGAAAAUUGCGCAGCAACGGACAGUUGUGCAGCAGCUAGCGCCAACACGAACUUGGUAGUUCCCAUCGUUGUCGCUAUUGUGGUUCCUAUCGUUCUGAUCGCAAUCUUCUUGUACUACCUCCACCGUAAGAACAUGAAGAGGCAGAUGCUUGAGGAUGCCAAUGAUCCUCACAAGAGCCUGGAUUUUGGACUCGACGAGGCGGGCGGAAAGAGGUCUACCCGUCGAAGUAUCUUUAUGGGAGGGGGUGAGAAGGGCCUCAACCAUAAACCCAGUCAGCUCUCGAUGGACAUGAACCUCUCUUCGCCCUACCUGCUGCCACCCGGUCUGCAGGAGUCGCGAGAGUCGCUCAAUUCGUUGGCUAAGUCUUUGGGAAAUGAUAAUCAGGACCCUUACCAGUAUGUUGCGACCAUCACGCAAAGCGAGACCGGCUCAUUGCGGUCCUUUAAUCCCAAGGAUUCCCUCUCGCACAAUACUAAAUUCAGUAGUCCUCGUAACUCUGGCAAGCCUGGUAGCAUGAAACCCCCAUCUCGCAUGAACUCCCUGCCUGAGACUCCUGUCUCUGCCACCGACUCCAAGGUCGAUCCUUUCGGCACUCCCAAGGCGCCUGCGCCAACCCACCAGCCGAACUCUCACUUCGACGAGAAGGAUGGAUUCCAGCCUGCCCCAAUCAUCCCUGAGAUUGGAGUGGUUUCCGAUUUUGAUGAGAAGCGUGACGGCGCCUCCGUACAGCCACCUCCCGCAGUGAGGAGCAAGACUCCCGACUUUGAGUUGCCCAACUUCUCCUCGGAGCCCGCCAACGAUUUCCCUCUACCUCCUGCCAGGGAGCAUGAGGCCACCGGUCUGGGUUUGAACUUCUCUCUUCCUCAGCCUAAAUCCCCAACUGUGACUUCCCCUGAUGCUCCCAAGUCCGCUCCUCUUCCCCACGACCGCCAGAGCGAUGGUUCCAACUACCAGUCCUACACCCCCGCGGCUGACAUUUCAAGUUACUACGAAGACCAUGAGGACGAUUCCCGUGGUCGCACUAUGCAACGUACCUCAUUCGUGGAGGAUACACCUCAGUACCAAGGCCUAGGAGUUCCCCAGCAGGAUAACAAGAGACUCUCAGUCGGAUUCCGUCCUCUUCCUCCGGAUGAGAUCACAGAGUCCGAGGACCCCGAAUACCGUGCCAACCGUAUCCGUUCUUUCUAUAAGGAGUACUUCGAGGAUACCAAGGAGGCACCACCGCCAAUGCCUCCCAUGCCCCCAAUGGCUCAGGGCAGACCCGGCCCUAAGUAUUACGAGGAUGUUGACCAAGGCUACAUGAUGGGUGGUGAUGGAGCUUACUUUGAUCCUGAGACAAAUGCCUUUGUCAUGCCCUAUGCCCAGCCUGUCACUCGCCGUGCCAUGACACCUCCCCCAGCUGGCCGACGCCCUGGACCUGGUCGUCCCGGACCUCGUCCUCGUGGUCCCAACGGUUCUAUCGGUGGUAUGAGCUACCAGAGCGGACCUGGAGGACGUUCACGCGCUGGUUCUGCUCUUGGCCCUCGACCUGAUUCUUCAGCCUCAGCUCGCAUCCGACAACCCCCCAGGAAGAGACUCCCACCACCCGCACCCUUGACCACCCUCCCAACCCCCUCCAAGCUCAAGGAUGAUAACAUCGCCCUCAUCAACGCUGCUGACUUUGCUCCUCCCAACACCAUCCGUGACACUGCAGCUGGUCGCUCUCAAAGUCCUUUCGGCGAGCGACGACCCUACUCGCCCUCUGUUCCUGCUGCCCAGACUCUUGUCUCGCCUUUCGAGGAGUUGACGGCUCUCCCCAGCCCUCACCUUCUCCGCAAAUCCAGCACAUUCACUGGACUUGACUUCGCACCUCCCAAGAGAUUCAAGGAUUCCGACAACAUGAGCGACGCUGGAAGCAUCAGGAGUAACCGUAGCGGCAUGUCCCAGGCUCAGCUUGGUGCCAUCCGCAACGGAGCUGGACGUGUAAGUCGCCUGCCUGGCGACCAAGUGUUCACCCAACAAGCGCUGCAAGAUACACUGAAGCCUUCAUGGGGAAUCCGACCUUGA
Molecule: messenger RNA, 2169 nt
Organism: Fusarium subglutinans
Lineage: Eukaryota; Fungi; Ascomycota; Sordariomycetes; Hypocreales; Nectriaceae
Exons: 3
Coding region: 1-2169 (722 amino acids)
Source: RefSeq, a predicted model, not a curated record